Molecule: messenger RNA, 2211 nt
Organism: Klebsormidium nitens
Lineage: Eukaryota; Viridiplantae; Streptophyta; Klebsormidiophyceae; Klebsormidiales; Klebsormidiaceae
Source: the annotation of a GenBank genome assembly
AAUCUCUCCCCCUUCUUCUCCGAAACGGCGAAAGGUUCUGUCACCUGUGUCAGCCAGACAUCUGAAACAGUGAAGUUUCCACCAUCUGGAGCGCUGAGGAGCAGUCCUGUGUUUUGCGGGCAGCCAUGUCCUCUUCCCGCGAGGUGCUCUCGCUGUACCGGGACUUCCUGCGUGUGGGCCGCAAGUUCAGCAACUACAACGUUCGCGAGUUUGUCAAGCGGCGUGCGAGGGAGGGUUUCCGCGAGGGCCAGGCGUUGACAGACCCUGCCACCAUCUCGGCAGCAGUGAAGCAGGCCAAGGACCAACUCGCGGUGGCCAAGCGGCAGUCUGUCGUGUACUCCCUGUUUGCGCAGCCUGUAAAGUCUAUCAUGGAGUUGAAGACGGCGGUGGGGGAUCAAAGCGUCACUGUCGCCAAGGCUUAAUAGCAUAUCAUUGAUGCAAUGCUGGCGAUGCUGGGCGAGCAAGGGGAUGGGAAGCAGACUGGAGGCGAUUGCGAGGGGCGCCUGCAGGCAGCAAGCCUCAAGAUUUGCGCUUAGCUUUGCGACGGAAGAUCAGAUUGCGUUCUUAGGUAGUGGUACAAGCACUUCGUUUUUUUGUGGGAGGCAGCCUUGCAAAGGUGUCAGCCUUGGCUCACUGGUUGAUCCACCACCUUUCUCGGCAAGCAAGCGUCCAAAACCUUUUCAUAAUCAUCCCACAUCCGUGCACCACCUCUUCCAUCAGAAAAGCAGCAUUGGACACACCAUGACGUUCCACACAGCAGCCCUUCCAGCAGCAACCCUCUCGGGGCAGGGCACUCGGUUAGAUGUACAGCCUGAUCUAGUUGCAGCAGAAGGUUUUCCAGAGGCAGCCGCAUCAGAUAUCGGCGAAGCGGAGGUUGACAUGCAUGGUGUGAAGACCAGAGGGGAGGGAUCAGAAGGCGCGUCAACAUCCAGGGGUUUUGGGGACAAGGGGGGCAAGUCGAAUCCUGGUGCCCUGCGUUUCCGGGAGCGGAUCAUGAUUGAUCGGGUCUUUGAAGAGCUGGGCCUGGACAAGCUUUCCGCACAGGUGGGUGGCAUCGGGAAGAAGGUGCGCCAUCAUGUGAACCCCCUGCGGGCGGAGUUCCAGGUGAAGACCCCGCCGCCAGUAUGGGCUGACGUCUUUGCGGACCCGUCGCUGCCGUUGCAUGUGGACAUUGGGUGUGCGCAGGGGCGCUUCGUGCUGACGCUGGCCAAGAGGAGCGAGGGGGCAACCAAUUUCCUGGGGCUUGAGAUCCGCUCGCAGCUGGUGGAGCGGGCAAAUAGGUGGAGUGCCGGGUUGGAACUGCGGAAUGCCCACUUUCUGGUGGCCAACGCGACCAUCUCCUUGGACUCCAUCCUGGCCACGUACCCGGGUCCGCUCACCUAUGUCACCAUUCUGUGUCCGGACCCUCACUUCAAGAACCGCGUUAAGAACCGGCGGGUCGUGCAGCCGUCGCUGGUGGAGGCCAUCUGCCAGAAGCUCGUGCCGGGUGGAAAGGUGUUCGUGCAGUCGGACGUCCUGGAGGUGGCCGACGAUAUGAAGUAUCAGAUCCAGGCAGCGGGGGGCACGUGGCUUAGCUUAGCGGGCGAGCACGCACGCACCGACCAGUGCACGCCACAGGGGUGGCUCCUCGAGAGCCCGCUCGGAGUGCCCACGGAGCGGGAGACGUUCGCGGUGGCUAAUGGGGAGUCGAUCUACAGGGCGCUUUUUGUUCGUAACGAAAGGGAGUUCCGAUGCAUAGGGGAUCUCGAAAAAGAUGCGGAGGGUCAGAAGUCACAGGUGGUGUAAUGCAUAAUACAAGCGGGCGUUCUGCCAAGGUGCUAUGCGAAUCAGUCGUCUUACCCAGUAUGGAGUGCAGGCCCGAUGGCCUCAACCCUGAAAGGUGACGACUGUCUGAUCAGGUGGGCAAAUACGUCAAGUGUCAGGGGGGUCUAACAGCUUAUAUCUGCGGAAUUAGCUUUAUCACAGCACAAAGACUUGAUUGGUGGUCGUUCCGCAGGAACUAAGCAGUUUAGCGCGCACAUUAUGCGUAUGUUAACCACCGUAAGCUGGAUUGUACCAAGCUUGGUCACAUGCAUGACCUGCAUCUGGCAUAGGACCCAGUAGUUCGAUAUUCAACAAGUAUAGUCAGUGUUUAUGCGCCUAGUGCGGUGAACAAUGGUGCAGUGAACAAGACAUGUGAUCUGAAAUGCAUUGUGAGAGUAAUAACAUGCG